Salvelinus namaycush (lake trout) is the source of this 1563-nucleotide messenger RNA. It is a transcript of the gene adra1d, whose product is annotated as adrenoceptor alpha 1D. Gene Ontology annotation, molecular function: alpha1-adrenergic receptor activity. The coding region runs from base 1 to 1563 and encodes 520 amino acids. The record is from RefSeq and is a predicted model, not a curated record. Gene Ontology annotation, cellular component: membrane. NCBI's taxonomy places the organism in Eukaryota, Metazoa, Chordata, Actinopteri, Salmoniformes, Salmonidae. The transcript has 2 exons. Gene Ontology annotation, biological process: phospholipase C-activating G protein-coupled receptor signaling pathway; cell-cell signaling; positive regulation of cytosolic calcium ion concentration.
AUGACAUAUUCUAAUUUGAUGAACGAAAGCAAUGAUGGAAUAUAUUUUGAAAAAGCUCUCAACGAAUCUUUCCUGGAGCAAAUGUUAUUCACAGACAACAGCACCAACUCCACCAGCUGCACCAACAUCACACUGGACCCCCAGGUCAUUGCAGUCGGGGUCUUUCUAUCCAUGUUCAUAUUGGUGGCUAUCGUUGGGAACAUUUUGGUUAUCCUCUCGGUGCUGUGCAAUAGACACUUACAGACCGUAACGAACUUCUUUAUAGUCAACCUGGCCAUAGCGGACUUGCUAUUGAGCAUUAUUGUGCUUCCUUUCUCCGCGUCUUUGGAAGUGCUGGGAUGCUGGGUGUUCGGCCGGGUCUUUUGCAACAUCUGGGCAGCGGUGGAUGUUCUCUGCUGCACCGCGUCCAUCCUCAGCCUCUGUGUCAUCUCCAUAGACAGGUACAUCGGGGUCAAACACUGCCUCAAAUACCCCACCAUCAUGACGGAGAAGAAAGCCGCCGUCAUUCUGGUGUUGGUCUGGGUCUCCUCCAUGGUCAUUUCCAUAGGACCGCUGCUGGGAUGGAAGGAACCGCCGCCGACGGACGAGAGCGUCUGCAGCAUCACCGAAGAACCGGGCUAUGCCCUCUUCUCCUCGCUCUUUUCCUUCUACCUCCCGCUUAUGGUCAUCCUAGUGAUGUAUUUCAGGGUCUACGUGGUGGCCAGGAGGACUACCAAGAGUUUAGAAGCGGGGGUCAAACGGGAAAGAAAUAAGUCGAUAGAAGUGGUGCUUAGGAUACACUGUCGGAGCAUGCUGGAGGAUACUUCCAAGAGUAAAAACCACCCGUUCCGGAGUUCGCUGUCCGUGCGCUUGAUGAAGUUCUCCCGGGAGAAGAAGGCUGCCAAAACGCUGGCGAUUGUCGUCGGGAUGUUCAUCCUGUGUUGGCUACCGUUUUUCUUUGUUUUACCACUGGGUUCCUUCUUCCCGGCACUGAAGCCAUCUGACAUGGUCUUUAAGGUCAUCUUCUGGCUGGGCUACUUCAACAGCUGCAUUAACCCUGUCAUCUACCCGUGCUCCAGCAAAGAGUUCCAGCGCGCCUUCACCCGCCUCCUCCGCUGCCAGUGCCACCGCCGCCGCCGGGUCCUGCGGCGCUUCUACAACCAGCGCUGGCGCACGGCCGUCAAGGGCCACCACCACCAGGGCAUAGGUGGCAGGGAAAUGGAUACGAUGGGUAUCGGCAAUGCCAGGGUGACAGACUGCCGACCGGGUUACACCAUCAACCACGAGUCGUGCGGGAGCUCGCACUACCACAAGGGUACUAAAGGACCUUCGCUGAGUUUUAAAGGGUGGAGCCUGUUCCCGCCGCUACAAAAGUCAUCGUUCCAGCUCAAAGAGAAGAUGAACAAUCUGUCCAAUAAGAUUAAGGGAGGUCCGGGCGGGAAGGGAGGCGUCACGGCCCCCGCCCUGGCGAGGACUGAGAUAGACACGGUUUCCAUGGGGAUUUACAACGAGGUCGCCGAGCAGAGCUGCUAUCAGAUCUAUGACCUCACGGAGUGCUACGGCCUGAAGGAGACAGACAUCUAG